ACCAAGGCUGAGUCCUGCCAAAUUAAAAGUUGUUACUCACUCCCUCGGCCUAGAUUUUUGAGCAUAUCUUAUAGACUAUUCUCUGAUUCAUCGAUAACUUCGCUACGUCAGAUAUUAGAUCCCAUUAGGUAAAUCCUUAAGUGUCUAUCAGCAUGCAGCAUUCCAGUCCACACAUAAAUUCCGCUUCAGGGGAUUCACAUAUUCCAUCUUAUAUGGACAACGCCAAAAGCCUCUCUUCCGUAAUGGCGAGAGCAAAUGAAUCGCCGAGAAGGGCCGCCGAGCUAAGCAGUCGUUCCCGGCUUGCAGAAGACUUGGAACCACUCCUUGGGUACCCUGAUGAGCACCAUUCGCCCUCCUCGGAUGAAAACCCCGCAGCCGAGCCUCUUCGUAAGAGACCCUACGUAGGCGGCUUAGCUAUUAUUGUUCUUUGUCGGCUUUUCAACACCAUAUUUGCCGCUUGCACGAUAGGCAAGGCGAUCAAUGUGAUCGGUGACGGAUGGAACUACUGGAUCAAUAUAUUCCUUUUCGGCAUAUGUUUGGUUAUCCCAGUCUGGAAUAUUUUCGCUCUUACCACAAGUAUUGUUAGCUACCCGUUUUGCUCGAUCUUUGGGCGCAAAAGGGGGGAGUCCGUGAGUGGCUUCAGAGAUAGGCUACGCAUCCGGUUCGCUUGUAAUGAUGCAGUUCUGGGCCUGAUUACUCUGGGCCUGCUCGCCAUCGCGUGUCACGCUAUAAGUUCUCAUUGGGGAGAGCGGUUCGUAGGGCUUAGACCACCUAUUAUAGCGAUGGUGUCGGUCCUCGUUGGUGCGGAGUUCUUUACAGCAAUGAUGCAGCUACAACGAUGAUCCAAUCGUUCAGAUUCUCAACGAUGCUUUGUAUGUACCUGUCUCGGGAGUAGUGAGAUACAUUACAGCAAGGUAUGUCCUUAAGGGAUUGGCUUGUAUAGAUAAUGGAAGUUUAAUGAACGACGUGGGUGAUGCUAUAUAGUAUAGAGACCCUUCCAGCCCGUACCAAGGUUCUGAAAGGUCAUUGAAGAACAGCAUUAGUCAAGCUAACCUGGGAGCACUAUAAAUAAUCAGAUGACAAAUUCGUGUGGCAAGGGAACAAUUAUGAUAGUCCGAGUCACGUUCUCUCGGAUAACAACUAGGAUGGUCAAACUCGGAGUCAGACGCCGAAGGUUAUGUAAUACUACGCACGUUAAGACAAAGCAAUCGAGUUGCAGUAUUCAAAACUCGUGGUUAAAUGAUUGGCUGAUGCAAGACUGAAGUCCAAGCGAAGUAUCAGAACGGCUAAGACACUAGCGCGACCGAGGAUACCUACGUCAGGUAUAGAUGUGCUGCUUCAACGGAAACUCACAUAUUAUGCGUAGGUAGGUACCUACUUAGUUAUAGGUUUUAUAGAGAAAUAUGAAAUAUCCAAGUAGGAUUAGGUUAGCUUCAAUGAGAAAGAC
Molecule: messenger RNA, 1447 nt
Organism: Daldinia decipiens
Lineage: Eukaryota; Fungi; Ascomycota; Sordariomycetes; Xylariales; Hypoxylaceae
Exons: 2
Coding region: 153-842 (229 amino acids)
Source: RefSeq, a predicted model, not a curated record